Molecule: messenger RNA, 2092 nt
Organism: Neopsephotus bourkii (Bourke's parrot)
Lineage: Eukaryota; Metazoa; Chordata; Aves; Psittaciformes; Psittacidae
Gene: NKX3-2
Product: NK3 homeobox 2
Exons: 2
Coding region: 1-876 (291 amino acids)
Biological process (GO): cell differentiation; regulation of transcription by RNA polymerase II
Cellular component (GO): nucleus
Molecular function (GO): DNA-binding transcription factor activity, RNA polymerase II-specific; RNA polymerase II cis-regulatory region sequence-specific DNA binding
Source: RefSeq, a predicted model, not a curated record
AUGGCCGUCCGCGGCGCCAACGCCCUGACGCCCUUCUCCAUCCAGGCCAUCCUCAACAAGAAGGAGGAGCGCGCCCGCCACGCCGCGGGGCGGCCGCCGCCACCCGGGCCGGCCGGUGGCUGGAGGCUGUGCGGAGCCGCCGAGGGCCCGCCGCUCCCAUCGCCCGCACCCCGCGUCCCGGCACCGCGGACGCCAGCUGGCUGGGACUCGGACUCUGCGCUCAGCGAAGACCCCGAGGGCGAGCGGCGUUCCGAGGAGGAGAGCGCCGGUGCCAGCGCCCGCCCCGCCGAAGUCACAGGCGGCGGGCGGGCGGCGGUGGCAGAGGAGGCGCAACCCCCGGAGGCGGCGGAGCGGGACGCCGGCGGCCUCAGUGACAGCGAGAUGUCGGCCGCCGUCUCGGAUCGCAGCCCCCCGGAGGCGGAGGACGGAGCGGGCAAGUGCGGGAAUCUGUUGCCAGGAGAGGAGGAGGCAGCUGCGCCGAAGCCGCGGAAGAAGCGCUCCCGCGCAGCCUUUUCCCACGCGCAGGUCUUCGAGCUGGAGCGGCGCUUCAACCACCAGCGGUACCUGUCGGGGCCCGAGCGGGCCGACCUGGCCGCCUCGCUGAAGCUCACCGAGACACAGGUGAAGAUCUGGUUCCAGAACCGGCGGUACAAGACCAAGCGGCGGCAGAUGGCCGCCGACCUCCUGGCCGCUGCCCCCGCCGCCAAGAAGGUGGCCGUCAAGGUGCUGGUGCGCGACGACCAGAGACAGUACCACCCUGGCGAGGUGCUGCGGCCGCCCUCGCUGCUCUCCUUCCAGCCCUCCUACUACUACCCUUACUACUGCCUGCCCGGGUGGGCUCUGUCCACCUGCGCCGCAGCCGCCGGCACCCAGUGAGGGGCAAGCAAACAUAACCCACAGCACCCUCCCCACACACACUGGCAGCCAGGAAACCCAUCUCCCCUUCUGCCACCUCCUAUCCCUCCAUCUGCCUGUUCAUCCAUCCAUCCAGCCAGCUUCUCAAAUCCAGAGCCGCAGCUGCAGCUCUCGGUGCCUCGGACAGUAUUUAUUAUUAUUUUAUUGUUGUUUUUAUUGUUAAUAUUAUUUGGAUGGUUCCUCACUCUCUCCUCUUCCAACAUAGGACUUGCGGGCCAUCCCGCCCCGAUCCUCACCCCGUCCCCACCCUGCCAGCCGAGGACUUGCGCGAUUCGGCACGACUAGUUCAUGGUAUCCAUGUUGUCAGUGUAUUUGGUGUAGACUUUUUGUUUGUUUUAUUUCACUUCGGAUUGGUAGAGACUCGAUCUUGUGUGGGACAAAGAGAGAGGAGGAAAAAAAGUAGAGGAGAAAAAAACCUCAAACAAAAGCAACCAACCCGCAAAACCAAACACAGCUCAAAAGAGGAGAUCGAGGACUCCCUCGGUGGAUUGUAAGGAAGAUUAUUUUUGACGUCUGUUUGAGUCCUUGGUCUUCCAACUUGUUGCAAACUGAUUGCGCCUUGUAUGGUGCUGAAUGUAAGGAAGCCUCUUUCAGAUCCCCCCUGCUCUUGUUGUCCAUGUUAUUCCUGUACUCCAUGAGCCCUGGCAAAGGAUAAAUAUGUCACAAAAGGGUGAGACUUACAUUGAAACUCCAGACUUCUUCUUUUCCUUUUUUUUUUUUUUUUUUUUUCCGAGAUCUUUCCGUGUUUGGGGAGGGAGCAGUUACGGAUUUUUCGCACUUUCCAGUUGUAUUAAAGUUGUUAUUAUUAUUUUUAUAUUCAAUGUGAAUAUUUCUAGUCAGGCUUUUUAAGAAAUCGAUGUAAUGAGAAAUCCUAAUACCAUCAGUGCCUUUUAGAGUUCUUCUGCAGCCCUCUCCUUCAGGGGUGUGGAUUUCAGAUCUGCUCAGCAAUGUAAUUACACUCACUCUCUUUCAAGGUAACUCCUUGCUUUCUACUUUUUUCCCUUCUUUUUUUUUUCUUUUUUACCCCCUCCCUUUCUCUUUCAACGACACUGUGCACUCAACUAGAUUAUUUACUUCAAAUGAAUUGUGAAUGUUUGUAAGCUACCCGCUGUACUUUUGGGGUGGGUUUUUGGGUUUUUUUUUUUCCUUUUUAAUUUAUAAACUUUAGUUUAUCACU